UCAGUUCCCUCGUGGUUUUCAGGAUAACUCCCUGUCCUUUUAUCGAUCAAUUUCUUAGCGUUCACAUAAAUCAUUGUUGUAUGUGUGGUUCUUAUUGUUAUAAUUGCGUGGUUUUAAAACAAUUAUAAUAGACAAUUGGAUACAUAUUUCUGUUUACAACACUGAAAUUGUAACUAAAAAAUGUCAAGACCACCAGCUCAUCCAAAAGGUUGGGCUCCAGUGCCUUCUGUUACUUCACCUCCUGUGUCUUUUAGACCAGCAACUCCUACUCGCCAAUCACCAGUACACCGAUUACCACCACCAUACAUUCCGUGUCCAAAACCUAUGAGACCGACUUCAUCACCUUUACCUUCUGGACCGCAACCUUACAGAUAUCCAUCGCCUUGUCCUUCCCCUCAAAUCUAUGACCAAUCUGGAUCAUUACCACCCUUGUAUAGACCUCGAGAGUUCGUGGUGCUUGAAGCUCCUUCGCCUCAACAAUGGCUGGACGAAGAAGACAAUGUACCCGAUGGUCGGUCAACAGCUGAAAUUAUCGCUUCACAAUCUCAAGAUUAUGUCGACGAGAAAUUGGCAGAGUAUCAAGCUACGAUUUAUAUGCUACAAGGAUCUUAUAGAGGAAGAUAA
This is a messenger RNA of Daktulosphaira vitifoliae (grape phylloxera), 624 nucleotides long. RefSeq lists its product as uncharacterized. The coding region runs from base 181 to 624 and encodes 147 amino acids. The record is from RefSeq and is a predicted model, not a curated record. NCBI's taxonomy places the organism in Eukaryota, Metazoa, Arthropoda, Insecta, Hemiptera, Phylloxeridae. The transcript has 4 exons.